Nylanderia fulva is the source of this 2320-nucleotide messenger RNA. RefSeq lists its product as uncharacterized. The record is from RefSeq and is a predicted model, not a curated record. NCBI's taxonomy places the organism in Eukaryota, Metazoa, Arthropoda, Insecta, Hymenoptera, Formicidae.
UCACAUUUCUGUACAUAAAACUCUAGCUCAGUUCAAAGUUGACCUUCGCACUGAACAGUUGUGGCAGUCGCAGUUAACCGAAAUUUCACCGCUCUGGUCUAACGUUAAUAUUUCAAGGAUAAAGUGUUCAAAUUAAAUCGUGCAAAAUGGAUUGUGUUCCUGGUGGAUCCGACACAAACGUAAUAAAAUGCACGAACGAAGAAAUAUUUAAUAUUAUGAAAACAAAGAUGAAGGAUAGCGUGUCAGAACAAAUCGAAAUUUUAGAAGCAGCAUGGACUGAGAAAUUAGGGCGCAACAUUUGUAUUCUUGCAGAUCAAAAGCCUGCAUUUUCUAAAUAUUUCCAUUCACUCCGAAUUAAAUGGCAAAACUGCAAUAGAACGGAGCAGAAUUUCAAAAAAAAAUACGCCAACUGGCUAUUAAACACUGCAGAAUUUAUAAUAAAAGACGAAUCUCUGUCAACGCAAUCGAAAACAGGUCGUCCAUCUUUAUCAUUUUCUGAUGCGUCUGACCGAUCGAGGCGCAGAAAAACAGAAGAACUUCGCACAUCUAACACCACUGAAGAAUUAGCUUACGCUACUCAAAUGAAUCUUCGCUUUUCAGGACAAUUAAAUGCUUCGAAAAUUGUAAAAGAUGUAACUUUGACAAGCCCAACAAGAGCUACUAAAUAUAUGAAAGCUGCUACAUCUCAAGUUGAACAAACUUUAUCGAAUGAUGCAGCAUUGUCAGUUCUAAUUGAACACAAGUUCUCAAAACGUACGUAUCAAAGUAUUAGAAACAUAGGCAAAGAAAAUAACUGUAAAUUAUAUCCAUCCUAUAAUAAUGUUGUAAAAUCUAAAAGACUUUGUUAUCCACCACGUACUGACAUCACGAUCAAAGAGAAUUAUGCUGAAGUAAAAUUACAAAGUAUACUAGAUCACACGGCACAACGUAUUUUAUUACUGCAAAGGGAAGUUAUUGGUACUUUGAGCAUUGAAAACAUUAAAAAUUUGCAUCUUACUUGUAAGUGGGGUUGUGACGGAAGCUCUGGACACAGUGUUUAUAAGCAGAAAUUUAACGAAGCCGGCAUAUCAGAUGAAAAUGUGUUCUUCACGUCAUUUGUGCCAUUACAACUUGUUUGUAAAGACGAAAAAUUAGAUACGGAUCUUGUAAUAUGGCAGAAUCCUAGAACAUCAUCUCCUAGGUUCUGUAGACCAAUAAGACUACAAUUUGAACACAAAAAUGCUGAAACAACAGCUCAUGAAGUAAAUGAUAUUGAACAACAAAUAAAUUCGCUUAAUCCCCUUGUGACACAAGUACAUGGCAUGGAGAUCCGCGUUCAAUAUAACAUGAAUUUCACGAUGAUUGACAAUAAGGUUUGUAAUGCAGUGUCAGAAACGAAAUCAACGUUACGAUGUUAUUUAUGCAAUGCUACAUCCAAGGACUUCAAUGAUAUACGUAAGAUGCUACAAAGAAAAGUAGAAACAAGCAAUCUCCGAUUUGGAAUUUCGACACUGCAUGCCUGGAUACGUCUUUUUGAAUGCUGUUUGCAUUUAUCGUACAAACUUACAAUUAAAAAAUGGCGAGUAAAUUCUGACGAAGAAAGAGAAAUUGUCGAGACACGUAAGUCGAUCAUUCAAAGAGGAUUUCAAACACAAUUAGGAUUAAUAGUCGAUCGUCCAAAGCCUGGUUGUGGAAGUACCAAUGACGGCAAUAUGGCAAGACGUUUUUUCGAAAAUUCUACAACAUCAGCCACAAUAACAGGCGUAUCCGGAAGCCUUAUAAAUCGAUUUCACGUCAUUCUGCAAGUUAUCUCUAGUGGUUUCGAAAUUGAUAACGAAUUAUUUAGAGCAUAUUUUUUAGAAACUGCCAAUGAGUUCGUAAAAUUAUAUCCGUGGUAUUACAUGCCGACAUCUAUUUAUAAACUCUUAAUUCACGGCCCGGAAAUUAUAGAACACUUUUUACUGCCUAUUGGACAAUUGUCCAAAGAAGCACAAGAGGCACGUAAUAAAGAUAUUAAAAGAUUUCGUGAAGAUUUUACGCGAAAAUGCUCUAGAGAAAAAACGAUGGAAGAUGUUUUUAAUCGAUUGAUUAUUACUUCAGAUCCGUAUAUUUCAAGUAUACGAAAACAACCACGAAAAUUUUUUAAAUUGUUAUUACCACAAGCUCUUGAAUUAUUAACUUCUUCGACAAUCCCUGUAUCAAGCACUGAUAAUUUACAAAUUGCUAUUAAUUAUGACAGCGAAUCUUCAGUUACUGAUAAUGAAUCCGACGCUAAUUGCGAUUCUGAAAAUGACGAAGAUUUUUGUUUGUAAAAAUUUUUUAACUUAUUUACAAUAUUUUA